Molecule: messenger RNA, 2220 nt
Organism: Carica papaya (papaya)
Lineage: Eukaryota; Viridiplantae; Streptophyta; Magnoliopsida; Brassicales; Caricaceae
Gene: WRKY47
Product: WRKY family transcription factor
Biological process (GO): regulation of DNA-templated transcription
Molecular function (GO): sequence-specific DNA binding; DNA-binding transcription factor activity
Source: RefSeq, a predicted model, not a curated record
CUUUUUUAUUACUUUCCCGGCCCCCUCAAGCGAACUUCCUUUCUAUUUUAGCUUAAGAAAACUCUUUUUUCUCUCUACUUAAUUUCUCUAUAGCUAGUUAUGGAUAAUAAUCAAUUAGAAAGACGCGAAUUCACCUUUCUGCACUCCUCCGGCGACUUUCUAGGGCAGAUUUCCGGUGUACCCGAUGACCAUAAAAGGCCUCCUGUCAAAGAAAUGGAUUUCUUCUCCACCAGUAAUCAGCCACCUGAUCAGCACACAAAUAUUGGAUCAUCCUCUUCCGGUGUAAACAUUGGAUUGAAUCUGCUCACUUCAGGUUGUAGGAUUUCAAGAAUAGAAAAUGAUGACAGACCCAAUUCAGAAUUGAGUUCUCUUCAAAAGGAGUUAGAGAGGCUACACGAAGAGAAUCGGAAACUGAGGAGUACGUUAGAUCAGAUAACCAAGAAAUACAGUGAACUGCAGAAUCAGUUAGUCAUGACGAUUCAAACACAGGGACAAGGGGGUCGGCGAGAACAGGUGUUGGUGCAGAAAGGGGUGUCAAGUCCCAUAAAGCCAGGCCAAGAGUUGACGGAGCCACGGCCAUUAGAUGUAAAUGAAGCAUCAGUCUCGGAUGACAAGACUCAAGAUUUGUCGAAUACCAUGGAAGUGGUGUCAAAGGAACGUGAAAUGAAUGUAGUAAGUGGGAAGCAAGAUGGAGGUGAUCAGACAUCCCAGAGUUGGGGGUCCCCUAAAAGUCCAAAAUCAGAUCAAAACAAAAACGAAGAUCAAAUUCCAGAGGCACCCUUUAGGAAAGCAAGGGUCUCAGUAAGAGCAAGAUCAGAAGCUCCCAUGAUCAGUGAUGGAUGUCAAUGGAGGAAAUAUGGUCAGAAGAUGGCGAAGGGUAACCCUUGUCCACGCGCCUACUAUCGUUGUACUAUGGCUGUUGGGUGUCCGGUCCGCAAGCAGGUACAAAGAUGUGCAGAUGACAAGAGUAUUCUAAUAACAACAUAUGAAGGCAACCACAAUCAUCCUCUACCUCCAGCAGCGACGGCCAUGGCCAGCACCACAUCGGCCGCUGCAGCAAUGCUCCUCUCAGGUUCCACCUCCACCAAAGAAUCUCUACCCACUUCUGCCUUCUUAUCUUCUGUACCCUACGCCUCAACCAUGGCCACCUUAUCAGCCUCCGCACCAUUUCCCACCAUCACCCUCGACCUUACCCAAACCCCUAACCCUAUGCACCUCCUCCGUUCCCAAACAUCUUUUCCUCUCCCACUUCAUGGCUCUCCACAACUUUUAGGUCACCCUAUGUUUGUCGCCCCCCAUAAAUUCCCAGCUAUGCCACCGUUGCAGUUAGCCCAACGCCCACCUUCAAUGGUGGAGACUGUGACUGCUGCCAUUGCUUCUGAUCCCAACUUCACGGCGGCCUUGGCGGCUGCCAUUUCAUCCAUUAUAGGGAGCAAUCCACGUAGCAAUGAUGCCAACAAUGGUAGUAACAACGUCACUGAUGAGAACAUCAAUGUUACACCUAAUGGGGUACCUGGAUUGCCGGGUUCUCCACAGCUCCAACAAUCCUGCACCACUUUCUCCACCAAUUGAGGUGUGGGUGAUCCAUCAGUAGUACCUUUAAUUAUUAUAUGUGGAUACGUUUAAUUAUUAUAUGUGGAUACGUACAUAUAUAUAUAUAUAUAUCGCCUCUGAAACAUCAUAUGUCGUUUUACAUACCUGUUUCCUUAAGCUAGAUUGACUCCUAAGAGAAGGAAUCCACAAUACUUGAUGGUGACGUGAUAAGCUGGUAGGUGGGCUACUGCUUGUCAAGAACAAUCAGGUUGUUGAGAUUUUGUAAGCUAAGUGGUGAUUAAACCAUUAUUGGCAUGCUUUCAGCUUUGGGGUUUUAAAGGUUUUCUGAGAUUUGAACAGCGUUAUGAACUUAUAGAGGAUCAGUUACGACACUGUUCUUGAUAUGGCUGGCGACUACUUGGGCGCUUGUGGAUCAAAAUUUUGGCAUAUGUGUAUAUACGUGCCUAUGUUGCAAAAGGCUUUUGCAAAUUCAGUUAAUAAGCAAUAUAUGCUUAACACUGAAAUUAUUAUAUGUGUAUUGAUCUUAUUAGAAAUACAUAUAUACAUGGGGAUAUGUUGCACUGAGGAAGCCUAGAGACCUGGAGUGUAACUAUGGUUAAUAUGAUUGCAGAGUAUAAAAUAUAGUUUGGGAGAGAAAAUAUACAUGUCAUGUGUAUUUGUUGGAAA